CAACCCCGAUUCACUCUCUCCUCCACUGUACGGACUUUAUAUUUCUAGAGAGAGAGAAUAUAAAUUCUCUGUCCCCCCAAUGAAUACACACACCGCAGUAUACAGAUAGGGAUACAGAGACAAGUUUUUCUGGUUUGUAGAGAGAGAGAGAGUGGACGAAGCUUCUUUUAGAGAGAGAAACUCAAGACUGGAGAAUUAGGGUUUUUUUGGCUCUGCUGAAUCCGUGCUGUAUGUGUUGACGGACCUUUUUGAUUCCGAGUUUUUGAGGAAGGAGGAGGGAACUUCGAGGAUCCUUAGUCUUUCUACGCCUCAGAUCUGAACGCCAGAUUGAAGGUCGCUUUGGUCUUCAGUAGGCAAAUGGCUCUUUCGAUGUAGAAAUUUGGAUACGUUCACUUUCUCUCUUCCUGUGUUCUGCCAUCAACUGUUUUGCGAUAUCAGUGAUUAUUUUUGACCCAAAUGGCCGUGGUACCUCUACGAAGCCCACUUGUUGGGGAAUACCCAGGAAACAAGAGGAUGGAAGCCAAACCUACUACUGGAAGGAGACGUGUAUUUGUGCAAACUGAUUCUGGCUGUGUUCUGGGUAUGGAGUUGGAUCGCAGUGACAACGCACAUACUGUGAAAAGGAGAUUGCAGAUCGCUCUCAAUUUUCCGAUUGAGGAGAGUUCCUUGACUUUCGGUGAUAUGGUCUUGAAGAAUGACCUCAGUGCGAUUCGGAAUGAUUCUCCUCUUCUUCUGACUAGGAACACUUUGCAUAGAAGCUCAUCAACACCCUGUCUUUCUCCCACUGGGAGGGAUAUCCAGCAGAAGGAUUGGAGUGGCCCUAUUGAGAUAUUGGGGAAGUCUACAAGCUUUGCCAAGACCAAACAAACUGUCAAGGAAAUUGUUAAGGCAAUGAAGGCAGGAGUUGAACCCCUUCCUGUCCAUGGUGGACUUGGAGGGGCUUAUUAUUUUAGAAACAGCAGAGGCGAGAGUGUUGCCAUUGUGAAGCCAACAGAUGAAGAACCAUAUGCACCCAACAAUCCAAAAGGAUUUGUUGGCAAGGGUCUAGGCCAACCGGGUUUGAAAAGGUCUGUUAGGGUUGGCGAAACGGGUUUCAGAGAGGUUGCUGCGUAUCUUCUUGACUAUGAUCAUUUUGCUAAUGUGCCGCCAACCGCAUUGGUGAAAAUCACACAUUCAAUAUUUAAUGUGAACGAUGGUGUGAACGGAAACAAGCUUAACAACACCAACAACAAUGACAACAACAACAAGCGUUUUGUUAGCAAGAUUGCAUCUUUUCAGCAGUUCAUCCCUCAUGAUUUUGAUGCCAGCGACCACGGAACCUCAAGUUUCCCCGUUUCUGCUGUGCAUCGGAUUGGGAUAUUAGAUGUUAGGAUUUUUAACACAGAUAGACAUGCGGGGAAUCUUCUAGUCAGGAAAGUUGAUGGUAUGGGUGGGUUUGGUCAGGUAGAUCUCAUUCCCAUUGACCAUGGCCUCUGUUUGCCUGAAAACCUGGAGGAUCCUUAUUUUGAGUGGAUUCAUUGGCCACAGGCUUCCAUUCCAUUCUCUGACGAUGAGCUUGAUUAUAUAGAUAGACUUGACCCUAUAAGAGACUCUGAGAUGCUUCGAUCUGAGCUACCCAUGAUCCGUGAAGCUUGUCUUCGCAUCUUGACCCUCUGCACCAUUUUCCUCAAGGAAGCUGCUUCUUAUGGACUAUGCCUUGCUGAGAUUGGUGAAAUGAUGAGCAGAGAAUUCCGUAGCGGAGAAGAGGAACCGAGUGAACUUGAAUUCAUCUGCAUUGAGGCCAAAAGGCUUGUUUCUGAUAAAGAAUUCCCAUUGCUUACCGCCGGAGUGGGUGAUGACGAGUUUCAGUUUGAUAUAGAUUGUGAAGACAGCUCCGGAUUCGAUUUCAGUCCAAAGAUGGCCUUCACUGAUUUCACUUCCAAGAAUCCGUUUCACACUUCACUGUCAAAACUGGAAGAAAGCAUGGAGGAGGAGGAAGAAGAGAGCACCGACGAAGAGGGUAAUAAGAUCCCUCCCCAUCUUCUCAGGUCUUCUUCUACUACCAAGAACGCGGCCGUUUCAAAGCUCUCCAUGUCUCUCAAGAAAACCAGUCUCCUAGGAACGAAACAGGAAAGCUCAUCAUCGUCCUCUGGCCACCACCGCAGUGCAAACGAGCAGCUUCCAGCGAGCGCCAAUUUUGUCAAGCUGUCCGACAUGAACGAGGAAGAGUGGGGCCUGUUUCUAGAGAAGUUUCUAGAGCUGCUCCCUCCGGCCUUUGGGAAGCGGAAGUCUGUGGCGCUCGGUCGGGGGCAGUGGCAGAGGCUUGGUACUUCAUGCCAGUUUUGAAGGCGUUUUUUUUACCGUCUCUUUUUACCAUCAGAGGAUGGGAAUAACGAGGACGGACUUCUCCAACUUGUGAAGGUGAAAGAAGGAUGUGUUUUUCCCAUUUCCCCCCUGGAGAUGAAGAAGACUCAAGGAGUGGUGGUAGUGUUUUAGUAGGGUUUUGUAAAUAUUGGUGGAGGGGGUAGUGGUUUGGUGAGAGAGCCGUUUAUUUCUUACACUUUUCAUUUCUUUCCUUUGGCUUUGUUACCGAGAACUGCCGAGACAUGUUGGAUAAAUAAUAUGGACAAGUCUAAAAAAAGGUUAUGUAGAUAU
Molecule: messenger RNA, 2634 nt
Organism: Cuscuta campestris
Lineage: Eukaryota; Viridiplantae; Streptophyta; Magnoliopsida; Solanales; Convolvulaceae
Source: the annotation of a GenBank genome assembly